This is a messenger RNA of Aspergillus tanneri, 2091 nucleotides long. It is a transcript of the gene AGC1, whose product is annotated as citrin. The coding region runs from base 1 to 2091 and encodes 696 amino acids. NCBI's taxonomy places the organism in Eukaryota, Fungi, Ascomycota, Eurotiomycetes, Eurotiales, Aspergillaceae. Gene Ontology annotation, molecular function: L-aspartate transmembrane transporter activity; L-glutamate transmembrane transporter activity; calcium ion binding. The record is from RefSeq and is a predicted model, not a curated record. The transcript has 4 exons. Gene Ontology annotation, biological process: L-glutamate transmembrane transport; malate-aspartate shuttle; aspartate transmembrane transport.
AUGCCCAUCACCAGGGACGCAGUCAAGGAGUCCUUAAUGGGCACUUCCGAUGAGCCCCAGCCGUCACAGCAGGCCAAGGCCAACUUUCACCGUCAUGCGCGAAAAGAUGAGACCACAGGGGAAUUGUAUAUGACGGAAGAUGACUUUGUUAAUGCUAUUGCCCCUAAGCAUGAGGACUAUCACAAAAUCAAGCGCGAACAUUAUGCUAUCCUUUUCAGAGUCGCGGAUAAGCGCAGAUCCGGCAGACUCUCCCUCGGAGACUGGUCAACGUUCGAAAACCUUCUGGGUAAGCCGGAUGCAGAGUAUGAGAUCGCCUUUCGCCUGUUCGACUUGGAUGGCACAGGCACCGUGAAAUGGGAAACUUUUCAGAAUCUUUACAACCUCAAUAAGACCAAAGAUAGCAUCCCCUUCGAUUGGAAUUCAGAAUGGGCUUCCCUGUAUACCGGACGGACCAAGAGCCGACACGACAUGACCUACCCCCAGUUCGCUCAAAUGCUGCGAGGCUUGCAGGGCGAGCGAAUCCGGCAGGCUUUCCACAUUUUCGAUAAAGACGGGGAUGGCUACAUCGACCCCGAAGACUUCCAGCACAUCAUCCUCGAAACCUCGAAACACAAGCUGUCGGACUAUGUUUUGGAACACCUUCCUAGUCUGUGCAACAUUUCGACCGGCACCAAGAUCUCUUAUGCCACCGUCCGCGCCUUUCAGAACGUCAUGCGGGAGAUGGAUAUGAUUGAUGUGAUUGUGCGCGAAGCCACCCAGAAGAGCGAUGACGGGAAGAUCACGCGCUCCGAUUUCCUCAACGAGGCGGCACGUGUUACUCGAUUCUCCCUUUUCACUCCCAUGGAGGCGGAUAUCCUGUUCCAUUUCGCUGGAUUGGACGCGCCUUCGGGAAGACUCUCUCAAAAGGAUUUUGCCAAGGUCAUUGAUUCGUCAUGGCGUAUGCCUCUUGCGGUCGCCGGACAAGCCGCAGCGGACGCUGCGCAUAAAGCGGCGGACAAGACUAAAUCGAUCUUAUACGGCGUGCUUGAGUCUGUCCACCAUUUUGCUCUAGGCAGUCUUGCGGGUGCUUUCGGAGCUUUCAUGGUUUAUCCCAUUGAUCUGGUGAAGACCCGUAUGCAGAACCAACGGUCGUCCCAUGUUGGCCAGACUUUGUACAACAACUCCCUUGACUGCGCAAGGAAGGUUAUCCGGAACGAGGGGUUCACAGGCCUGUAUUCCGGAGUUAUUCCCCAGCUGAUCGGCGUUGCUCCGGAGAAGGCUAUUAAGCUCACCGUCAAUGACUUGGUCCGUGGGUACUUUAGCAAUAAAGAGAAUGGCAAAAUUUCGUAUGGCCAUGAGAUUCUGGCUGGUGGCACGGCCGGAGCAUGCCAAGUCAUCUUCACCAACCCUCUGGAGAUCGUCAAGAUUCGUCUGCAAGUUCAGGGCGAGAUCGCGAAAUCAGUUGAGGGUGCACCUCGUCGGUCUGCUCUUUGGAUUGUGAAGAACCUGGGAUUGAUGGGGCUGUAUAAGGGAGCCAGCGCCUGCUUGCUUCGUGACGUGCCGUUCUCCGCCAUCUACUUCCCGACAUACUCCCACUUGAAAGCCGACUUCUUCGGCGAGACCCAGAACCAUAAGCUCGGCAUCGUGCAGCUGCUCACCGCCGGUGCUAUUGCUGGUAUGCCUGCGGCCUAUCUGACGACCCCUUGCGACGUCAUCAAAACCCGUCUGCAAGUUGAAGCCCGCAAAGGUGAGACGAGAUACACCGGCCUUCGUCAUUGCGCAACCACUAUCUGGAGGGAUGAAGGUUUCAAGGCCUUCUUCAAAGGUGGGCCCGCCCGUAUCUUCCGUUCCUCUCCCCAGUUCGGUUUCACUCUCGCAGCCUACGAGGUGCUGCAGAAUUGGCUGCCUAUGCCCGGAUCCGUGCCCGAAGUUUCCCCUUCCGGACAGAUCGAGCCCGGUGUCGGCCUCCAGGUCGCCAGGGCGCCCCUUCCCUACCUCCGGUCGAGGAACGCUCUGAAACUCAUCCUCGACCUGGACGAGAACAUAGGCCGUACCCCGAUACCGUCGACAGAGAAAUGGCCCAAGUUUCUCCAACCUUCGAGGCAACCGUAA